Oreochromis niloticus (Nile tilapia) is the source of this 10112-nucleotide messenger RNA. It is a transcript of the gene crispld2, whose product is annotated as cysteine-rich secretory protein LCCL domain containing 2. The transcript is spliced from 16 exons. Bases 6812 to 8467 code for a protein of 551 amino acids. Gene Ontology annotation, cellular component: extracellular region. The record is from RefSeq and is a predicted model, not a curated record. Lineage: Eukaryota; Metazoa; Chordata; Actinopteri; Cichliformes; Cichlidae.
GUUAUCACAGCAGAUCAUCUGCCUCCAUCCUUCACUACAACCACGAACCUUCUCUUAAGUCUUCCUCUUUAACUGCUGCCUGGCAGCUCCAUCUUCAACAUCCUUAGUUCAAUAUAUCCCCACUCUGCACACGCCCAGACCAUCUCAACCUUGCUUUUCUUUGUCCCUAAAUUUCUCAUCCUGAGCUGUCCCUCUGAUGUACUCAUUUCUAAUCUGGUUCGUCUUCAUUUCAGCCACCUUCAGCUUGGCCUCCCUCUGAACUGUAUUUCAUAGCAGGUCCUCUGUAAGUCUUUCCAUUCUCUCUUGCUAUCUUUCUGUCACAAGUCACCCCUGACACUUUUCUCCACCUGCUGCACAAUACCUGCACUGCUUUCCUCACCUCUCUGCCCUUUGGUUUGGAUAGUUGACCCCAGGUAUGUAAACUCAUCCACUUUCACUCCCUCUACUCUUUGCACCAUCACUGUUAAACCUAAUCUGUUAGCCUGUCCAUCACCACCAUAAAGAAAAAGGGGGGUCCUUGAUACAAUGCUACCUCUACAUUGAACCCUUCUGUCACUUCUACUGCACACCUUGCCACGGUCUGUUUCUUGUACGUGCACCACUGUCGCAUACUUCUGUCACUCCUGAUUCCCCUCAUCUAUUUUGAUUCUUAUAUACACCGGGGUAAAACAAUUUGAAUCCACCCCUAAACCACCUGGCGUUGCUUCCCUUCUACCUGGUCUCCUGCUCACACAGUAUCUUCCAGUCAUAGUUCCUACUCUUAAAGUCCCUCCUCUCACCUCCACACUCCUGCCUUUCCUUCUUUCUAGCUGCCUCUGAAUACACCUUCCGCCUCUCCUCUUCUAUUGACUUUGGCGAACAAUAGCACAGUUCUGACCGGCACCCUGUUGGCCAACAGCACUGGGUUAUUAACCCAGGCCCAGACCGAUCACAUUUUUGAUGAUUCCCGUGUUUGAUUUGGCAAGGAUUUUAUGCUAGAUGCCCUCCCUGAUGCAACCCUCCCCAUUUACCCGGAGCAGCACUAAGAGUAUACUGGCUUGUGGCCCCCUGUGGCUGGGUUUAUAUAAAAGUUAACAAGGAUCAUAAUAAUACAUUUUAAGAUCCAGCUACCAUUUCUCAAAUGCCUUGGGUGCAAGCUGCAAUUUGCAAUGCAAGAUUAGUUUCUUACUGUUCAGAAUGUACACUUAAGGAUAUCCAUGACUUCAAAAUGUAAGAACACAAUGCUCUCUGAUUCCAUUAUUAAAAGCCCCACCGAGGAUCACACUGGACUCUUCAAGGAGACACUGACCUUUUCCCUUUAAUAGUUACCUCCAGACUGUCACUUAUCUGCUUUUCUAAUGUUAUUAAAUCUGUUGUUGAGAAUCAAAUAUCUCUUUAAAAGCUUCAAAUUGGCCAGUUUAUAUUUCCUGGUAUACUCUCACUGGUCAGUUUGUUAGUUAGCUGUUUAACUGCUCAUUAACACAUGUAGAAUCAGUCAAUAACAUGACAGCAGCUCACUGCAUUUAGACAUCUAGACAAGGUCAAGAUGACCUACUGAAGUUCAAACUGCAUUGCAGUGGAUUUAUGUCUCUGCAUUAAAUCAAUGCCAUAGAUUGUAACUGGAAACCCUUCUAAAACCCUGUACUAUAACCUAUGCUACAACUUGAUGUGUGCCUCCACACUAACGUCUGGUCUGAGUGUUUCAGAAGCUGCUGAUUUAUUGGGAUUUUCCCACAUAACCAUCUCUAGUGUUUACAGAAAUUGGCCAGACAAAAAGAAAACAUCAGGUGAGCGUCAGUUUUCUGGGCCAAAAUGCCUUGUUGCUAUCAGAGGUUCAGAGGAGAAUUGCCAGUCUGCUUCCAACUAAUAAGAAGGCAGUAGUAACUUAAGUAACCACUCUUUACAACCAAGAUAUGCAGAACAGCAUCUCAACAGCAGCACAAGACUACACUGGGUGCCACUCCUGUCUGCCAAGGACGGGAAACAGGCUACAAUUCACACAGGUGCACCAAAAGGGGACAAAAGAUUUGAAAAACAUUACCUGCUCUGAUGAGUCACGAUUUCUGUCGCAACAUCCAGUUGGUGGUUGGUUUCCUGUCUUGUAUUAACAUUUCAGGCUAGUUGUGGUGGUGUCAUAGCAUGGCACAGUUUGGCUCUUUCAGUGUCAACUGAGCAUCAUUCUGAUACCAUACCCAAUCUGAGUAUGCUGGCCCUAGUGCAUCCAUCUUUUGAUGCCUACUUCCAGCAGGAUAAUGUGCCAUAUCACAAAGCUCAAAUCAUCUCACACUUCCUGAAUAUGCUAUUCAAAUGACCUCCACAGUUACCAGCUCUUAGUCCAGUAGAGCACCUUUGGGAUGUGGUGGAAUGGGAGAUUGACAUCAUGUCAAUAUGAAUUUAUACCACAAAGAAGAAAUGCAGUUCUGGAGGCAGAAAAGACUCCAACCUGGUAGUUGCAAAGUGUAACUAAUGAAAUGCCAAGUGAGUGUAUAGUACACAUUUGGGACACAGGUAAAAACAACACUGUGCUUCUGCCCUUACUCUGUUUAUUUGAAAUUUAGUAACCUUGAACGAGGUACAUGGCAUCCCUCAAUAAAGAUGUUACAAACCUCUAAAGCUUCAGUAAAAAGGCUUCUCCGCACCUAAUUCUUGUGUUAGUGCUUACAGUUUACUAAUCCUUCCCUCAGUACUUGUGAUUUUAUGCAUUUCCUGUUCCAUUACAAUCCACCCACUGGCUAGUUUUUAUAAUCGGCCCCGUGUACCAUAUGGUUUCUUCAUUCACUCUCCCCCAGUUUUUCCUCCUCUUUUAGUGCUUCGUGUUUAGAGGUUCACUUGCUCUCAGUUCCCUUCUCAGGAAGGUAAACAACAUGGCAACCAGAGUUUCAAGGACGUCUGUCCAAACACAGCAACCCUCAUAGAGAACUGUCCUGUCAUAGUUGUAUGUCACGGAUGGUGGUUCCUCCUUGAUCUUUACAAAAAGGAAACUUGUUUUCCACCUGCUAAUGCUUGUAUGCUACCCAAGUAAACAAGAAGGGGAUGUUUGAGUUGUGCAAUCAUUCUGUUGUCUUCAACUGAGACUAAUGCAGAGUUUUGAGUUUCCAGUUUCCAUUUGGCCCGGAAUGAAUAAUAUAUAUCAAGGUUAAUGGACCCGUGUAAUGAAUAACAUUUCUGAGAAGUAAGUUAUUGUACCUCAACAUCUGUAACAGCUCAUCAAGGAUGGGUUAUCUAUAUCAUUACUCUGUCAAUAAGUGGCUACAGCACACAACAUAGAUAAAUCGCAAAGGAGUGCCGCUGACUAAAUGUAAAACAGAAAAGGACGACGAUAAAUCUGUUAAGCCAUGAGGUUGAUCCGAAGUAUCUGUGCAUAAAGAGUUCAAGGAGAGUGACGGUGGCACCAUAAAGACAAAAGAAGAGGAGCAGUUUUAAAACAAUCUGAAAUAUACAAUAUUUAACCUUUAAUUUAUUCAAUGCCUCUGCUCUGCAACGACCCACAAAACAAGCGUUACAAAGCCAGGUGGCAUUAUCCUCCAUCCUAUCACACAGACAUACAGCUGUGUUAUCAGUUUAAAGUCUGGAGUAGUAAGCAGCAAAAUAUUUGUUAAAUAAAACACUCGAAUGUAUCAGAGAUCACAAAACCACAAACUGCUCAUCCUCAUCUGCUGAGAUAAGUAUAUGUGACACAUUAAAGGGGAAACAUUUGCCUGUUCUUAGAUAAUCAGAAAUCUGGAUACUAUUAAAUGUUACCUCACAUUUACCCCGAUUGUGAUCAAAACCAGAAUAAGAUUCAAAUCCGUAAUACCAACGAUGAUAACAUCAUGAAAUUAUAUGUAACAUGAUCAAAUAUUCACGCUUAUUCCCGGCACAUGAAUGGAUUUAUGUUUGACUAAUCAGUCUGUAACGAUUAGUCAGCAAGGUCAAGAACUGAAUGAGAUCAGAGCUAUUGUGUAAUUUUACUGACCUUAUUUGCUCGAUGCAGCUUGUAUUUAUAUGAUUUUAUUUUAUAGUUCCUUAAAAAAAUGAAUGCAUUUAUUAUUUUCAAAAUCUGGAUCACAAAUCUCUCGAAACAAGAUUUUCCUCAUUGAAAACUGGUCUGACGUCCUAUGUAAAUGUGAAACGUCUCUUACAUUUUGUCUGAGAAUACUUUAUUAGUAAUGAAGCUCAUUAAGCAUGAGCAUCACUAAAAGCAUCUCUGCAGGGUAUGAUGGCCAGACUCCCUGUUAAACAUGUAUUUAAAAAAACAAAAGAAAGCAAUAAUAAUAAUAAGUUCAGAGCCCGUGCUGGCAGAGACCCUGUGGGAAGAGAAUUUGUCUGAGGAUUUAGUUUGCUGGCAUGCGCUCUGAGUGCCAUGUUCUUGUACGUAUCUGGGAUAUUUCAGAACAAAAAUCAAGUAUUCGAUGGAAUAAAAUCUAAACUAUUUGGGUCAUAACACAGCUAGAACACUGCAGGGUCAGUAAGGCGAUAUGGCAGCGUCAUACCAUGAAGCCGCUUUUCAGGGCAGACGAUUCGUGGUUUCCCAUGCCAGCUCACAAAGCUUCCUUCCUUCCUCUUCAUUCUCAUCCAAAUGAUGCAAAUUAUAGGAAGUGCUUUUUACAGAUAAAACCUUUUUAAAAGCUUUACCCUUUGAUGCGGCUGCAAUUCAGAUGAAGCUGAUAUGUUUCCUACAGUUGGCCCUCAGGCCUCCAUCUGAUCUGGCUGCAAUGGUUUUACAUAAUCAUGUUAAACUGACAGUCCGAGGACGAUGCCAUUCAAAUUUUACAAUCACAAGAAAUUACAGAUUCUAAAUGGGUUGUAAAUAAUUAAUUUUUAAAUUAUGAGUCCCCACAUGUAAUUCCAAGUCAGGAUGUAGGACGGCAUUCAUACUUGCACUUGAUAGCCAUGGAAAGCCCAGUUAUGGUUCAUUUGCCUAUGGUGAUCUUUAAAACACCUAAAACCCCCUAAAACCCGGGGUCACUCAUGAUCAAACUGAGAAAAGCAGAUAUUACCAACUGAAUGAGAACAGUUUAUUUUAGGUUCCUGGCAGUGACGCUUACAGGAAUACAGAAACCACCAUCACCAUAGUUCUCCAGGCUUUCCAAAGAUCUUUCCAAGUUUUUCUUUUGACUUUGGCUGGUUUUUCAUUCAUUGUCAGUCCAGUCCUUGUACCUGACCAUUUUCAUAGGAAUGUUCUUUUUGUUAGUUAUAAACAGUGUGUCGCAAAAAUGUGCUCCCAUUUCUUCAGCUGAAUAAUCAUAAUAAAAUUGUCAAAGAUAACACAGUUUGACCUAAAACAGUGUUUUUUCACCAACAAGGUGAUUUCCAGAUACAUGUUAGCUGAAAAUCUGGUAUAUCCUUGGCGUUCUGUGCCAUGAAAAAAACGAGGAAACUGUCAAGUAGAGGACAAAAGAAGUGUCGGGUCUAAAGAUUUAUCUGGCUCUGUCAUGAUUUGGUGCUCUGUUGUUGCCAAUAUUGCUCGGGAUCUUGUCAAAACUGAUGUAAUUAUAAACACAGAAAAGUAACAUAAGAUUUUGUUCAACAUGUAAAACCAUCUGGAUUGUAUCUGAUUGACAGUGGUUUAAUUUUUCAGCAUGGCAAUGAUCCCAAGCACACUGCCACUGCAGUAAAAACAUAGAUAGAUAGAAAAACACACAUGGAUCACUAUGAGCCAUGGAUUGGCCUCCCCAGAGCCUGGACCUCAGCAUUACUGAAGUAGUGUAGGAUCAUCUUGACAAAGAACAAAAGGCAGCCAAGAAAAAGAAGCCAAGAAGAACUUUGAGUGUCCUUCAAGAAGCCUGGAGAAUUAUUCCUGAAGAAAUUACAAGUAGGCUUGCCUGAGAGUGUUCAGGCUGUGCCGGAAGGAGGCCACACCAAAGAUUGACGUUCAAGCACUUACUAAACGCACAUGCGUCUUAUAUACUUUAUUUCCGUGGUUGUUUACACGUUUUUCAACAGAUUUCCAAUUUUCCUUUCAAAACAUAACGAAAUCGAGAGUGGUCCAAGACUUUGCGCAGAGCUGUAAGUCAUGAGAUAAAUUAUCCUCACAAUGACCUGAUGGCUCUUUUUAACAAGUAGCAGCACUAUUUGUUUUGUCUUUUAAUAACAGUGAAUUACCGGCAUUUAUAAGCAAAUUAUGACCGAACAGAAAAUACUUCCAGCCAAUGGACAGUGGUGGAUGAACUAAUCUCGAAAGCAUCGGCAAAUUAUUUAUUAACCAUCACAAAUCCAAUAAUUACAACUUAUCGAUCCCCGUGUGUGGUCUCGAGCCAUAAUAAUGACCCUGGAAUUGGCGUAGGCAUAAAAAGUUUUUCCUUUUAAUUUCGUCAUUUUUGUUAUAACUGCUGAUGGUCCACUUACGCGCUUGAUUCGUCUGAAGCGUUUUUUCUUAUCUAAGCCAAACGUAAAUGACUCAUUAUAAUCCCACCGCCUGCCGCUGGCUGUUUUGACAGACCGCUGAUUUACAAUAUUUGUAAAUGUCCCCCUGACAUUAGUCUGCGCACUGUGCGCUCUGUGUGCCAAGAACAUAGUCUGCUUAAGGGAAGCUGGCGAGUGGGGAGAGACAGUAAUUUUUUCCUCUGGUCCUAAGGGGUCUCCUUCUCUAUAUAAGGCUCUCAGAGUUGCUCAGGAGUUACACAGUCUCUAUGUUCCUCAGGAACACCACCAAUAGCAGCAGCCUGCUCCUCUCAUAAGAGAAUUAACAGCUUUCCGGCGCUCAGAGAGAGCUGCACCGAAAAUACUCAAUCUACUGGAUACUAACAAAGAAACAGAGAGCCUCGUGGUGAGCUGGAGAUGAGGUCAGUCCGUUUUUGGAUCAGACAGAAGCUCCAGAAGUUGAAAAAGGAGUCAAGUUUACAUAGACGAGAUGUCGAUACAUUUUAUCUGGAACUGUGAAAGGAGCCUCUCUAUAUCCACAAGUUGCUGUCUAGUCAUAAAGUAUAAACUACGCAGCUCAAGUGUCAGGAUGACCUGCGCUACAAUGACCUGGCCCCUUGUCCUCGUCCUCGUGCUGUUGUGCAUCAGAGACUCGGCUUCCCUCUUCCUGCCAGACUCCAGUGAGCUCAGGAAGCUACUGAGCCGCUAUGGGGAGGAAGCAGAGCAGAAAGGCACCAGCAACACAGCUGGUAACAGGACCCGCCGAGCCAUCCUCUGGUCGGACCGUGAGGAGAUCCUGCAGCUGCACAACAAGCUGAGGGGUGGGGUUUACCCCACUGCUUCAAACAUGGAAUACAUGAUUUGGGAUGAUGAGUUGGAGCGAUCUGCCACUCAGUGGGCAGAGGAGUGUCAGUGGGACCAUGGACCUCAGGACCUGCUCAUGUCUAUUGGACAAAACCUGGCAGUUCACUGGGGCAGAUACCGUUCACCUGCCUUCCACGUCCAAUCCUGGUACGAUGAAGUGAAGGACUACACCUAUCCCUACCCUCAUGAGUGCAAUCCCUGGUGUCCAGAACGUUGCUCUGGGCCAAUGUGCACUCAUUACACCCAGCUGGUGUGGGCAACUACUAACCGAGUGGGCUGCGCUGUGCACGUGUGCCCAAGGAUGAACGUGUGGGGAGAAAUAUGGGAGAAUUCUGUUUACCUUGUGUGCAACUAUUCCCCAAAGGGCAACUGGAUUGGAGAGGCCCCAUACCAGCAUGGCCGACCUUGUUCCCAGUGCCCUCCAAGCUAUGGAGGAGGAUGCAGAAAUAACCUUUGCUACAAAGACUCUCAGCAGCCAGAGAUUGAAGACAUGAAUGAGGUGGAGAAGCCUCAGGUCCCACUGCCACCUCGUACCACUGCCAGACCUAAAACUAUUGCUCCAAAGAAACCAGUGUCCAGACCCUCCAGUCCCAAGAACCCUAAUCCCAGGACAACGCCUUCAAAAACUCCCAGCAGCACUUAUCUUGCUCACAAUAUUAAGUGUGAGACAAGACUGCGAGAUAAGUGCCGCAGCUCAACCUGCAGCAGAUACAACUGUCCUGCUAACUGUGUGCAUAAGAAAGGAAAAGUUUGGGGAACUGUCACUUAUGACGUGCAAUCAAGCAUUUGCCGAGCUGCUAUCCAUCAUGGUGUGAUUGACAACAACGGAGGACUGAUCGAUAUCUCGAGAAUGGAUAAGUUACCAUUCUUUGUCAGAUCUACAAAGAAUGGCAUUGAGUCUCUCAGUAAAUAUAAAGCUGGAAAUGCCUUCACAGUGGCCAGAGUGAAAGAAAUGACAGCUGAUUGUUACACCACAGUGGCUGAAAUCUGCCCUUACAAAGAACCAAACUCACACUGUCCAAGAGUCUUCUGUCCAGAGAACUGCAAGGCUCAGCCCUCAUACUGGUCACCUGUUAUUGGAAACAAGAUUUACACAGAUAACUCCAGCAUUUGCAAAGCAGCCAUCCAUGCAGGCGUAAUCAAACCCAAUGGCGGUUUUGUUGAUGUUUUGCCUCUGGACAAGAGAAAGAGCUACACAGGAGUCCUGAAAAAUGGCAUCCAAUCUGAAAGCAGAAGCAACAUGGAGGGAGGAUCCUUCCGAGUCUUUGCUGUGAGGCAGUGAGACUUAAAUUUAGUAAUCUGAAGACCAACAGAGUCACCUCAGCUGCUCUCGAAGAGAAGAAAGUGCCCAUAGCUUUGAUGCCAUGGCUGUUUGUCUGUCCCAUCUGGUUGACAGAAACUUUCCCCACUCAGUUAACAAACAGUAGUUAUACAGUAAAAUUCAUCCAGCCAUCCAACACAUUGAUAGUCCUUCAUGUUUCUUCAUCUUUUCUUAGACUUACAUAAUCUGUGAAUACAGAAUUUUUUUUAUAAAUAUAUUAUAUAAAAUGCAUUGAACAGCUGGUGCUGGAAGUUUUGAGUUAGACUUGUUUUACAGAAAGCAAUAUGUUUACAUUGGUGUUCUUAUUACAAGUGUCAUUUGUUUUUCAUAGAAAGGAAUGUAUCCAGAUCACACUGUAUUUAAUCAUUGUGUACAGAAUAUAUUAUAUUUUGUUUGUUUUAAGAAAUAAUAACAUGUUUAAGUUCUAGCCAUUUAAAAAAAAAAAUAUAGCCCUCUUCUUCAUCAUUGCUUUUCUAAUUCUUAGCAGCAAAGUCCAAGUUUAGUGUGAGCAAAGAUGUUUUGCUGGUUUGGUAGACCUGAAAUUUUGAAGCAGAUACAAAUAUUCUGCGAAAUGAAUGUGUAUAAAGGCAGCAGGCACUGCUGGAGAGAAGUAAUAUUUUCCUUAAGAAGACGAGUGUUGCUUCAGUGCCUGCCAUGUGGAGGUGUUCGGUUAAUGGAGAGCUGGUGUAGGUGAGACAGUUUGUGCACUUAUAAUAAUAAGUAGUAACAUCCCAAUUUAUAUUUAUUAACUGCUCAGUGCUUUCUUCUUUUCUUUGUUUCUAAUAAAUAUAUUCCAUGAAAAUGCAAAAUGCUCCCCACCCCUUCCCACGUGAGACCGUUGAAUGUGUUGCAUGUUUCAGGUACAAAGAGUGCUUUUUGUUUAGAGACUGGACCACGCUGUGAAGGUUUGAAGGUUUUACAGAUUUUAAUUUGUCAUCAAACUGAAACUCGUGCACUUAAAUAACUAACACUGUGCAGAACACAUAGGAGACAAGUGUAAUAUCUCUCACCAUAGUGGAUUAAAGCACGGUUGCGUUGGGUCAGGUCUGAUUAAUAUUUUUGCUCUGUACCCGUCUUCAUUUAGCUCUGUGAUAUAAUUUUACAUGCACAGAAAUGAGGGAAUGAUACUUAUUAGAAACUAAUGAAAUAAAUGUAAAGUCCAUUUUGUGUAGAAGCGCUGCCCUCCUGCAAAACACACCCAACAUCAUAGUCCCAUUUAGCCUGUUUAACCUACCUGCUGGUUUUCUUCUUUUCCAACUUCCUGUCUCUUUGUCCUACCUCAGUCCUAUCGCUGUGCUUAGUAUUUAGAUCUUUUCUAUGUGGGAAUUUUGUGGAAAACGCUAAAGGUUUUGUAAAGUUGUGGGAUCUGUAAAUACUAAGAUUUUUGUUUUUUGAAUCAUCUUUAUACAGUAAGAUUAAAAUUAAGUAAUUGUGUGAAUUUGUUUCAGUUGUCUUGGAUGUAUUGCGUUUAUACAGGUUAAGGAUGCCUUCUAUACUUUUUGCACAGUUUGAAAAUCGAGUGUCUUACAAAUCCCAAUGUACACAUUUCUUUUCUUUUAAAUUAAAAAGUCUUGUCAAAUAUGAUAUUUUAGAAAUCAUUAUGCAU